GAUGUUGAGGGGGUGGAGAGAGUGUUAGGGGUGUAGGGGGACUGACAGCCACUGAUGUUGGCGGCAAAUUAGCAUGUGCGCUAAUCAAGCUUCACCCCUGAGAGCGGAGACAGACGGAGAGGCAGUGGGGUGGGGCGGAGGGGGUCUUGUUGUCAUUAUUAACGUUGUACAAUCUAAAUGCACUCGCACAAAGAAGCACCCUCUUUGGUCGGAACAAGCUCCCUGAUGGCUUAAAUAAUUGAGCGGGGUUGAAGGCGUUAUCUUCGCAGAGGGCUCGGAUCUCAAAGCGGUGGUGGCAGCGGCGGCCCUGAGAACCACCAUGUUUCCACAUCUCUUUUCUUUUUGAAAUCAAAUCGUUCUAUAAAUAGCCCUCACUCCCUCCCUCUCUCCCUCCUUCCCCGGCGCUGCAGAGAGCGUGAGGAUCCUGCAGUAAGACGUAACGUUUGGGUCGUCCACCGUUGCGACCCGUCGCUCUGUUUUAAAGCUCAAGCUUUGCACCGGCUUUUGUCUCGGGCGCUGCAUUCUCGAGAUUCUCUCGACUGCGGUGCAGCAGCCCGAGAGAUGCCACAUGCUGUCAAAUCUCGCUCCUUUGUGUGCGGCUCUGGCUGCUUUUUAAACUGUGAUUGGUGGAAAGGCUAUGGUGGAAUUGCAAAACCCACCCUAUCAAAGCACGGAGAAAGAUGUGCUGGCGCAGUCAGUUGUUGAUUAAACCCUUGUGCCUCUGGGCAGAACCGCAGCCAUCCGAGAGCCCUCCAAAUGAAGUUGGUUAAAGCCACUACAGUGGCGUUAGGCGUCUGCCUGAGUCACAGCGGAACGGAGCCUUUGUUUUGAUUGAGUGCUGUCAGUCUAACUGGUCUCUCUUUCUUUCUUUCUUUCGCAGACUGCCUGCUAGGUUGAGGAGAUUCGGGGUGUCCCAUAGACCCCUAGGUUCCUCCGAUGAACCCCAUCAACUCCAUGAAACCUGCCCUGCCUCCAACGCCACACAGUGACGCCUCUUACCCAUAUGAUCCUGUCCCCUGGCAGCAAGGCCCCAAUCAGCCUGCCGGCUCCCUCUCUGUGGUAACCACAGUGUGGGGGGUAACCAAUCCUUCACCCAGCCAGGUUUUUGGUGCUCCCAUGGGUCCAGGCGGCAACUCAGCUGGUGGUCACAUGAUGCCUGGCAACAGCCCUGGCAUGAACUCCCCUCAGUUCAUGAGCCAGCAGGGCUACCCCGAGCCCAACAAGGGCUUCAUGCAGCAGGGCAUGUACGGGCGACCCAGCGGGGGAUAUCCAGCCGGGCCUGGAUAUGGGGGCAGUUACCCCAAUAACGGAGGGGGUUCCCUCGGGAUGCCGCCCCAUGGAGUCCGCCCGCCCACCGACUUUACCCAAGCGGCCGCCGCAGCAGCCGUGGCUGCAGCCGCUGCCACAGCCACGGCCACUGCCACAGCAACUGUCGCUGCGAUACAGGAGAAGCAAAACCAGGAGCUGAACUACGGGCCUAUGGGUGGUGCUUCCUCGUACAACACCCAGUUCCUGUCGCACUCCGGACCCCGGGGCCCGCCCGGCAUGGCCCCCUCUGGAAUGGUCGGCUCCAGACCCCCUUCCAUGGGACCCAUGUAUCCACAGCAGGGCCAGAGGUUGCCGCAGCAUCCCGUCUACCCUGGAGGCCAGCAGGGUCCUCCGCGCCACCAGCAGGGCCUGAAACGCCCCUACAACUCUGACGGAUUUCCGGGUCAGCAGUAUGGUCCCGGGAUGGGAGGUGGGGGCCCGUACCCAGGCCAGCCCAUGCAGUACCACGGCCCUGGACCACAGCGGUCCGCUCCUUCCCCGUCUUACCCAACCCACCGAAUGCCCCUCCAGCAACCCAAUAUGGGCCAGUAUCCUGCAGGACCAGGAAACCCCAACCAGUACUACAAGCAGGCGGACCAGUUUAACGGACAGGGCAACAGCCACAGCAGUCUGUCCUCAGGAGUUUCGGGAGCCGGGUACAACACCUUCAACCAAGCCGCCGUCAACGGGCCCGGACGUGUGAUGCCAGGAUACCCCAGCUCUCCUCUCCCAGGAAACCCCACUCCUCCCAUGACCCCUGGCAGUUCGAUGACCCCAUAUUUGUCCCCUGGCCAAGACGUCAAGUCGCCCUUCCUUCAUGACGUCAAGCCCAACAUUAACUCUUUGCAGUCACCUACAGGAAACCCCAGUGAUGACCUGCGCCUGACCUUCCCUGUACGGGACGGGGUGGUGUUGGAGCCCUUUAGAUUGGAGCACAACCUGGCUGUCAGCAACCAUGUCUUCCAGCUGCGAGACUCCGUGUAUAAGACCCUUAUGAUGAGGCCUGACCUGGAGCUGCAGUUUAAGUGCUAUCACCAUGAAGACCGGCAGAUGAACACUAACUGGCCGGCAUCGGUGCAGGUGAGCGUCAACGCCACGCCUCUCACCAUCGAGCGUGGGGACAACAAGACCUCCCACAAACCCCUUUACCUGAAGCAAGUGUGCCAGCCGGGACGCAACACCAUCCAAAUAACAGUCACGGCCUGCUGCUGUUCUCAUCUGUUUGUGCUGCAGCUGGUUCACAGGCCGUCUGUGCGCUCCGUGCUGCAGGGUCUGAUGAAGAAGAGGCUCCUGCCAGCGGAGCACUGUGUCACUAAAAUUAAGAGGAACUUCAGUAGCGGUACCAUCCCAGGAACUCCCGGCCUUAACGGCGAGGAUGGUGUGGAACAGACGGCCAUCAAGGUGUCGCUCAAGUGUCCGAUCACCUUCCGACGCAUCCAGCUUCCUGCCAGGGGCCACGACUGCAGACAUAUACAGUGCUUCGACCUGGAAUCGUACCUGCAGCUCAACUGUGAGAGAGGAACUUGGCGUUGUCCUGUGUGCAAUAAAACAGCCCUUCUGGAGGGGCUAGAAGUGGACCAGUACAUGUUGGGCAUUCUGAUCUACAUCCAGAAAAAGAAGAACAAGACGGGUUUGCACUUUAAAUUACUGUGCAGAGUGUGUUCCAGCUUCACUGACUGUCUCUUUUUCUCUUUACACCUGCCCUCCUUAAUAAAGAUGCCCCACUCUAGUCGCAUGGACCCUUCCCACAAUCCCCUUCAACAACAGCAGCAUCAACCUCUCCAUGGUAACUCCAACAUGGGUGGCCCCGGUGGACCCAUGCACUCCCGCAACUCCUCCCAGAAUCCCCGGAUGCACACAGACAGCUUUGGCCUGGGGGGCCCCGGGGGACCCGGCGACAUUUCAGAGCCGGCUCUUGAUCUUCUCCCAGAGCUGACAAACCCAGAUGAGUUGCUGUCCUACUUGGGUCCUCCAGACCUUCCCAACAACAGUAACGAUGACCUGCUCGCUCUGUUCGAGAGCAACUGAGCCCCCCGUCCCGCUCAUUCAUCAGUCGCACAUCGCCGUCCAACAUACAGCCUCCUGACCCCUCACACUCCCGGCUCGUCGAGGGGAGCUUUGGGAACAGAUAUCCGAUUACGUCUUUGCACUGUUUCCUCCUGAGACUGGAAUGCAGUGACUCAUGGGAAGGUGCAACGAAGAUCUUUUUUUGUUUGACUUUUCCUCCUGUGACAAUGUUACUGUUUGUCUGCUUCUCUGAACUCUGUCGAGAUUUUAUUGUGAAUUUCAGUUUGAAAGAGUUCCCGCUCUUCUCUCGAAUCAUUUGUAGAAAGACUCCUCAUCUCACAUCGGACUCGUGUGGUGUAAAUGACAUUGUGUGGGGUGGGUCAUUGUUUGUUUUCUUCAUUGCAGCUCCUGUUUUAAAUCUAAAUUAGAUGAGGAAUUCACUUCAGUGCUGAUCUAAAGUACUACACUUCAGAAAUCACACGGGGAAAGCCAAAGUGUCUCUGUUGUAACUUGAAGAAAACAAACACGGAUAAACGUAAUUCUCUUAAUAAACGGGCAGACUUAUGUUUUAUUUCUUUUUUUGCCCAAAGAAGACCACAAACUAGCUCCAUGUGAUAUAACAUGGUCUUAAACCACAAAUGACUUGAUCUUAAGUGAAUUUUACUUGAAGAAGACUUCAAAUGUAGCCUUUUUCCUUUUAUACGUGCUAAUAGAGGCAAUCACAAUGUGUCAGACCUUAAACAGUAGCAUUGAAGAAGUGCACUAUUACAUUUUGCACACCACACCAAGCCCUUCGAGAGUUACCGUAUUUGCCUUCACACGAAGGAAAUUGAAGGCAGAGUCAUCUUUUGUGACACCCACACAAAUACACACACGCACACCUCAAGCCACACUAUGUGUGUGUUUUGGCACAAACUCAAACAGACUACUUUUAUGCCACACCCUGCUCUCUGUUUUCGUCUGUCUCUUGUUAGUUUCGUUCCCCCUCGAUGUUCUUUUUAAAAACGGUCUUCCUCCCCUGUGGGCUUAAGGCCACGAGGUCUGGAUUUCUAGCAUUAUAAAAAAAGGACUAGUAUCCUUGAUCGCCGUCGGCUCAAAUCACACCCUCACUUGCGGACACAUUUCACUCGCCCUUAAAUAUGCAAGUUUGGGCUGUUAUUUGGUAGAAAAUCAGUUUUCUGUGUGAAGCUUUGAAACCAGACAGAGCACAAACAGCCCAGUAGCACCUUGUAGACAGGUUAUAAAACACACAAAUCCACACAAGGACAUUUUUUGGACAAACACCUUCCCGUAGUGAGAUUAUGCUCGGACAAAUCUAGGUGGGUGGGAGCGUCACAACAGGAAAUGGACUAAUGUUUAUAGCCGCACUCAUACUUGAGGAGGAAAACAUUGGGAUUCAUGUGAAAUAUGUACAGAUAUAGUAUUAUUAUUGUCGCAGAUGUGAACUUUCUCUUAACCCCCUAUGGAAA
Molecule: messenger RNA, 4784 nt
Organism: Sinocyclocheilus rhinocerous
Lineage: Eukaryota; Metazoa; Chordata; Actinopteri; Cypriniformes; Cyprinidae
Product: zinc finger MIZ domain-containing protein 2-like
Exons: 16
Coding region: 937-3336 (799 amino acids)
Biological process (GO): regulation of transcription by RNA polymerase II; protein sumoylation
Cellular component (GO): chromatin
Molecular function (GO): zinc ion binding; SUMO ligase activity
Source: RefSeq, a predicted model, not a curated record